Molecule: messenger RNA, 1478 nt
Organism: Trematomus bernacchii (emerald rockcod)
Lineage: Eukaryota; Metazoa; Chordata; Actinopteri; Perciformes; Nototheniidae
Product: kazal-type serine protease inhibitor domain-containing protein 1-like
Exons: 4
Coding region: 351-1253 (300 amino acids)
Biological process (GO): regulation of cell growth; regulation of signal transduction
Cellular component (GO): extracellular region
Molecular function (GO): insulin-like growth factor binding
Source: RefSeq, a predicted model, not a curated record
UGUCAGACUUAACUGUGGGGUCUCGUGCCUGUGUCUGUGCGGCGGAGCAGCGCGAGCCACUCAGCCAUUUAAAACCUCCUUGGAACUCAGAAAAUGAAAUGGAAACACUUUCACAUAAAACACAUUUAAAGUAAAGUCAGAAAAAGCUUUUUUUUUUGUUUUAUCUUUUUUUUCCAACUUCUCCCCCGGAGUUUUCCCCUGAGUUUCCCCCGGUGAGGAGUGUGAAGGGUCGGGUUUGAACUCGCUGACAGUCGGUCCGAUUCACGGUUCUGGUUCGGGGUUUGCACCGGAGGAAGCACCACCACCUGCCCCGUUUCAGUGACGCUGUUUUGGGGUCUUACUGAGUUAAAAUGUACCUGGUGAUCCUCCUCCUGUCUCUGAUGCUCCACACAUGCCGGACCCUCCCCACUCAGUUACCCGACUUUAGCGCCCUGCCGCCCGGCAUCUUCUCCUCCUCCGACCCGCUGCUGCUGGAGGAGGAGCAAUGGGGGGUUUGCGGGCCGUGUGAGGCCGAUCUGUGCCCGGAAACAAGGGGCUGCAGGGCCGGCGUGGUUCCGGACUCCUGCAACUGCUGCCAGGAGUGUGGGAACCUAGAGGGUCAGGCCUGCGACCCCCCGGGGGGCUGGAGCGAGAGGAGGGGGGCCGGGCUGUGCGGGGCCGGGCUGCGGUGCGAGAAGGAUCCUGCAGGAGGAGGAGGAGGAGAGGAAGAGGAGGAGGAAGAGGAUGUGUGUGUGUGUGAGGAGCAGGAGGCGGUGUGUGGAUCUGAUGGAGUCACUUACUUCAACAUGUGUCAGUUCAGAGAGGCAGCCUUCAGCAGACCAGAGCUGCAGAUCAGAGUGGGGGGGCCGUGCCGGACAGUCCCCAUCAUCAAGGUGCCCCCCCACAGCCAGGUGAACGGGACAGGAAGUAGCCUGGCGUUCCUCUGCGAGGUCUUUGCAUUCCCGAUGGCUCUGGUGGAGUGGAGGAAGGAGGGCCGGGAUGUGGUGCUGCCCGGGGACGACCCCCACAUCUCAGUACAGUCUAGGGGCGGGCCUCUGAAAUUCGAGCUCUCCAGUUGGCUGCAGAUUGAGGGGGCGGGGCCAGAGGACUCUGGGACCUAUCGCUGCGUCGCUCACAACGACAUGGGGUCGGUGUCUGCGUCCGCUGUACUGGGAGUACUGGGAGCAGAGGAGCUGUCGUCCUUCCUGUCUGACAGCGUGUCGGAGAUGGAGCGCCUGAUGGACGCCACCCACUACGACCAGGACUUUUACUGACGUGUGAUGUCACUUCCUGUCACCUGACGCCGCCUGGCUUCCCUUCAGCGGGGACAGUACACACACUCAGGGACUGGAAUAUAACGUUUUAUUAUGUUUUCAUUAUAAUCAUCCCAUAUUAGUGACGAGGCUCAGCAUGUUGAACGUGUUGUUGACGUCGCCGGUUCGAGCCCGAGUCUCCUGUUGCUGUGAAACUAACUUUAUCGUUUUAAUAAAUGUUAAAAC